Canariomyces notabilis is the source of this 1257-nucleotide messenger RNA. RefSeq lists its product as uncharacterized. Gene Ontology annotation, molecular function: zinc ion binding; ubiquitin-protein transferase activity; SUMO ligase activity. The transcript has 2 exons. Gene Ontology annotation, biological process: protein sumoylation; double-strand break repair via homologous recombination; protein ubiquitination. NCBI's taxonomy places the organism in Eukaryota, Fungi, Ascomycota, Sordariomycetes, Sordariales, Chaetomiaceae. Bases 1 to 1257 code for a protein of 418 amino acids. Gene Ontology annotation, cellular component: Smc5-Smc6 complex; nucleus. The record is from RefSeq and is a predicted model, not a curated record.
AUGCCACGCCUCCUUCAACGGACUCGCCGACCGGAUGCCACACCCUCUGGUCGCUCGACUGCCGACGGUGCCCCUCUGGACCUGCCUCCUUAUGAACAGCCUGCCUAUCCCAUGGAUGAAAGGACCAAACAGAAACUUGCAAGCCUGAUUAGCGGCCGCGACAGCGACAGUGAACGGCGCAGGUAUGAAGCGCACCUCGCAAAGUCUUCGACCUACCUGUUCGAGAGCGUCGGCAGCGUUAAUGACAUUCUGUUUGCUCGCAAGCGGGAGCUCGCCUCCAUGGUUGAGAAGCGUCGGACCAAGGAGAUACAGGAAAAGAGCGAGGCCGAAAUAAACCUGGAAGCAUACGUAGCCCAGUUGGAAUCAGCUGUCGGUGAUCUAACCGACUCAUCCGAGGAGGCUAUGCGCUGGGUCAUCGACUCACGCGCUGAGCUCGAGGAUCAACGGGCCGUGCUGGAAAUAGUGCUGGAUGGUUUGAAUGCGCAGCAGUCUCGUCCUGAACCUGAACCGACUAGGUCGAAGGAGAAAAUAAAGCGACGUGAAACUGGCAGUGGGGAUGGCGAUGACGACGAUGCAGCUUCGACACACGAUAUGGACGAGGACAUGGAAGAUACCAAAGAUGCAGCUGCCGCCGCCGCACCUCCUAUAACCGGCGUGACUGAGUUGUUGGAAAGCGCCCGUAGGGCCAAGCUCGAGGAGUACAGAGCAUUGAGUCCUCAUCGUCGCUAUGCCCUCAACAACGACUACAUCUCGUUCAAAAAGAAUUGGCACGAUGCCUUGCACCCGGAGGAUCAAGUCCCACUCCCCGAUGCGUCCACAUGGUUCGACGAGCACGGCAGGCCCACCAAGGACAUGGGGCGGGAUGCCGACGAGGAUGCCGACCUCGUGGUUGAGCGUGAGAUCAUUGAUCUCAAAUGUCCACUGUCACUUCAGGUCAUGAAAGAACCCUGCAGCAACCACCAGUGCAAGCACACGUUUGAGAAGUCUGCCAUUGUCGAGUUCAUACGGAAUUCCAACGGCUUAGCAAAAUGCCCAGUUUGCUCCAAGGACUUACGCAUCAAGGACCUGUAUCUCGAUGAGGUGAUUCUGCGGAAGAUCAAGCGGGCAGAACAAGCUACCAGGAGAGAAGUGGAUGACACGUCGGACAUAGAAGCCGACCCAGAUGCUGAUUCUAGUUUGGUUGUGGGAAGGUCCACCAACAUCAAAAAGGAGAAAGGCGAGCAUCGUCGCCGCCUGGAGGAUAUAGACGACGACUGA